UCUUCGUUGCAAGUUUUCUUUAUACUUUAAUUCACUUUUUCACAUAAGAUUGUCGGUGUAACCUUUAAAUUAUUCUCUAGCUAGCUGUAAAUUUUCUCAAUAAUUCACACUUUUUCCCAUAAGACACACGAGUAGUAAGAAACCAAAAAAGAAAGAGGAAAUAGUGUUACGGUCUCUGCUGCUUUCGUUUGCUGCAGAACUUGAAUUGCACUAAUCACUACCUUAUCCUCUUGAAGAAAGUACUCAAAAUCAGAUUGGAGAAAAGGAGAAGAUUAUUCACAAGACUUGAGCAUUUGCUGAAAGCGGUUAUUUGUAGAUCUGUUGGAAAACAAGAUGGAGAGUUGCUUGGCUGAAUUGGGGAAGACAUAUGUGGAAAAAUUGAUAAAUAGGGUAACAGCAGAAUUACGUUUUGUAUUUUGCUUCACAUGCAUUGCUAAGGAAUUCGAAGAAAAAAAACCUGAGUUGGAAGCUGAAAGAAAAACUAUGGAGCAACGUGUUCAAGUAGCAGUAAGUGAAGGUAAAGUCAUUCGGGCUAAUGUUCUUCAUUGGAUAAAGAAAGUUGAUAAGCUGAUUCAAGAGAACACCAAAACAAAACAAACAUGUUUUUUUGGAUUUUGUCCUGAUUGCAUAGGGCGAUAUAAAAGGGGAAAGGAGUUGGUAAAUAUGACAGAGGAGAUUAAAUCGUCAAUAGAAAAGGGAGAAAUAUUUGAAAUUAUUGAUCUUCCUCAAUCUCUUCCAGGUUGUGGUUAUUAUUCAUUGGACUAUUACAUUCAAUUUAAAGGCAGAGAGUCAAAAUACAAAGAACUAUUGGAUGCACUAAAAGAUGACAACAACUAUAUGACCGGAUUGCAAGGGAUGGGGGGCACCGGAAAAACUACAUUGGCCAUAAAAGUGGGUAAAGAACUAGAGGAAUCUAAAAAACUCGAUCAUGUCAUUGAUACAACAGUGUCAUUUACUCCUGAUAUAAAAAAGAUUCAAGAUGAUAUUGCUGGACCUCUAGGAUUGAAAUUCAAUGAUUGUAAUAACUCAGACCGACCCAAAAUACUAAGGAGCAGAUUAACAAAUGGUGAGAAAAUUCUUCUUAUUCUGGAUGAUGUGUGGGAUCAAGACACCUCUCUUGAUUUUGAUAGAAUAGGAAUUCCAAAACGAGACAAUCACAAUGGUUGCAGAGUUCUUAUAACCACACGUAGUAAACGAAUACUCGAUACAAUGAAUUGUGAUAAGAAAAUUGAAUUGGAGAUCUUAUCUGAUGAAGAUGCAUGGAUCAUGUUCAAAAAUUAUGCCGGUAUAAACGAUAGUUUUUCAAAUAGUUUGACCAGUAAGGGACAAAAAAUUGCUCGCAAAUGCAAAGGAUUACCGGUUGCAAUUGCAGUAAUUGCCAGAAGUUUAAAGGGCCAACAACAUCGCAAGCAUGAGUGGGAUGCGACCUUGAAAUCCUUGAAGAAGCAUGUGUCCAUGCCUAAUGUUGAUGACGAUGUGGUUGGAAUUUAUAAAUGUUUGAAGUUUAGCUAUGAUUAUAUGAAGAAUAAAAAAGCCAAGGAAUUGCUCCUCUUAUCUUCUGUAUUCCCAGAAGAUGAAAUAAUUUCUGUUGAAAUUCUAACUAGACUUGGCAUUGGAAUGGGCCUUUUUGGGGAGGAUUAUCGCAGCUACAAUGAUACCCGAAUCGAAGUAGUUGUUGCCAAAAAUAAACUCAUAGAUUCUUGUUUGUUGUUGGAUGUCGUUGAUAUCGAAAACAAAGAAAAUGUCAAAAUGCAUGAUUUAGUUCGUGAUGCGGCUCAAUGGAUUGCGAACAAAGAGAUUUGAAAUGUUAAUUUAUCUAUCAAAGAACAAAAGCUAUUGGUUCAAAAAGAAAUAAAUAUUAAAUAUUUAUUUUGUAAAGGGAAGGACAUGGAUUUGUUUUCUUGUAAAUUUGAGUGCUCCAAACUUGAGACUUUAAUUGUUCACAUAGAUACUAAGUUUGAAUGUAUCGAAGUCCCAAAUUCUUUCUUUGAAAAUAUUUUCAAGUUUCGAGUUUUAUACUUUAAAAGUAUUGACAUAGUGAACCCUCUAUCAUUACCACAAUCAAUUCAGUUAUUGACGAAUAUUCGAUCUUUGUUGGUUGAAGGAGUGGAUUUAGGUGACAUCUCUAUUUUGGGAAAGCUGCCAAGUCUUGAGACUCUAGAUUUGAAUUUAUGCGAAAUCAAUGAAUUGCCAUUUGAAAUUACAAAAUUGGGGAAAUUUAAAUUGUUGUACUUGGAUAGUUGUGUAAUUCGAAGGAAUAAUCUAUUUGAGGUCAUUGAAAAAUGCUCAUCACUUGAAGAGUUGUAUUUCAUUGGGAGUUUUAAUGCUUUUUGUCGAGAAAUAGCCAUACCCGAGUUGCAAAGGUAUCGUAUUUGUAACGACUGGGAUAUAAUGAAUUAUUCACAAUCAAAGUAUUUGAGUUUUUGUGCUAGUGAUGAUGCAUUUGUUUUUUCAGAAGAACGGUUCAAGUAUUUCAUGCGAACAACAGAGUUUCUUCGACUAAUAGGAAUUAAGAGGGGAUGGAGAAAUCUCAUGCCUGAAAUUGUUCCUAUAGGUCAAGGUAUGGAUGAUCUUGUUGAGCUUCGCGUGAGUUAUAUUUCACAGUUACAUUGUCUAAUAGACUCUAUUGGUUCUCAAGUACCAAGUCUUUUGUCCAAGUUGGUUGUAGUAGAAUUGGAUAAUAUGGAAAAUUUAGAAGAACUAUUCAAUGGUUCCUUAUCUUUUGACUCUUUAAAGAAUUUAGAGAUGUUAUCGAUGAAGCAUUGUAAAAAAUUUCAAAGAUUUUUUAAUUGCAAGCUAAAUCUAUGCAAUUUGAAGACCUUGAUACUAAAGCAAUGUCCAAUUUUGGUUUCCCUAUUUCCAUUGAUGUCUCAGAAUCUGGUGCCACUAGAGAAAUUGGAAAUAACUAAUUGUGAGGAACUGAAAAACAUAAUAGAUGUAAAAAGAGAGGAGGAAUCAAGUGAAGAAAUAGACGAUGGUGAUAAUGAUAACAAGAGGCAUGACUCGAUUUUUCCAAAACUAAAAGUUCUUGAUAUUGAGGGAUGUCGCCGAUUAGAAUCGAUACUUCCCUUCCUCUCUUCUCAAGAUUUUCCAGUACUAGAAGUUAUCUCAAUAAAAAGAUGUGAUGGGCUGAAAUACAUAUUUAGCCAAUACCAACAUGUUGAACUUAAGUCACUAAAACAAAUGGAGCUCUUUCAGUUACCAAGUUUCAUAGACAUUUUUCCGAAAUGCUAUGAUUCCAUGUCUUUGCUUGUGAAUGAGUCAUGUUCCAGUUCCAGAGAUGGUUUCAAGGCACAAAUACAAUUGGACCCUAUCAAAUGCAAUAUCUUCUCUUGGCCUUUUAUAUGUUGUCGUGGUGAUAAAUUUGGGAGUUCGUCAACAACUAGAAUUCCAUUGGUUUCUGAGGAUCAACCACAGGACUACUCAAUCACAUCGGUAUCAAAUUCACACAAUCUUCAUAUAUGGGAACAUGCUCAAUGUCUUUCGGUACACCCACAUCUCAUGUGCAAUAUUAAAAACAUUGUGCUGAUUCAAAUUUUGAAUAAAACGGUGUUUAUCCUGUCUGUUGCUCCAAGAAUGUUGGAAACUUUGACAGUUACAAAUUGUGAUGAAUUGAAGCACAUAGUGAUAGACACCAAAGAUCAUGACAGUAGUGGCAAUAAUUGGGGCAAUGUCUUCCCUACAUUGAAAAGGCUCUACGUUGGAGACGGCAUGCAAUUGGAAUACAUAUUUGGACACUACACUAAUGACCAUCAAAAUCACACUGAGAUUCACCUUCAUCUUCCGGCAUUGCAAUAUCUCAAUCUUUGCAAUCUGCCAAGUUUAGUCGCUAUGUGUCCCAAACAAUAUCGCCCAACAUUUCCUUCUUUGAAAGAACUUGAACUAAAAAAUUGCUCCCAAGUUGAUAUCAAAUCUAUCGGUGAUUUCAUUAUUCAUUCAGUUUCUAAAUCUCAAGACAGAAGGAUUACCUUUGCUAUAGAUGAAGAAACAAAGGAUUACCUUUGGAGUCAACUUCUACAAACAGAAGAAUGUCUCACAGGUCAAACCACUAAAGAAGUUGAAGCGGCACCACAGAUACAAAUGAAACAAACACCAGAGGCAGAGCAUGAAUUUGUUGAAAAUGUUCCGGAUUUAGAGAUACCAUCAGUUGCAAUAUUACCAACAAAUUCAAAAGAGUUGGUGAAUGAAGAAUCAACGAAUCAACAGUGUUUGAUGAACCAACAACAUCCACUUGGAGAAAUUGAUACUACCACCAAACCUUCUCAAGGAAAUAAUUGUGUUGAAGAAGGAACUGCAUUAACAAAUGCCAACACAAUAACACCCUCAACUCAUUUAGAAUUAGUCACUUCAUCAAAGGAACAAGAUGUUGAUGUUAGAGACUCUUUGGGAACUACCAAGACUAAUGAUGAUCAAGUUUCUCUAAAUGAUGCUGCUGUUGGGAAAGUAACCUCAACUAUUGAGGAACAGUUUCCUAAGGAUGAUGAAUUUAGAGUUUCAAAAUCUAAGCCCUCUCCAAGCAAUAGCAUUCCUUUGCCUCUUGCAUUUCAGACUCCUUCCAUGCCUUCUAAAGGGAACCCUUCUCAAAUAGUGAAAGAUUUAAGUUCUCCUUCUCUUGUCAGACGGGAGCUUGAGGAACUGGUCUCCAAGAAGCAUUUGGAUUCCAAGAACUUGUCUUUGUUGACUGACUUUCUUGUUAAGCAUCCUUCAAGCCUAGCUGAGCUAUUGAAAUUCCUCCUAACCAGUAGCGUGUUGGAUGUGUUAGGCUCAAGCCAAAAUGAAUUUGUUGAGUUAUUACUGUUGGAAAAAUAUUCUAAUAGCCAAGAGGGGCACUUAAAGCAGCCUUAGUUUCUAAAAUUUCUGCCUCCUUUUGAAUGAUACUCUCAAAACAGCUUCAGAUGAGGUAUAAAAUUGUGACAUAUUUCCAAAAUAUUGGAUAAUAUAUGUAUGUAUAAUUCGUGAUAAAUAACAUGAAAUUGUUGUUGGUUUA
Cicer arietinum (chickpea) is the source of this 4987-nucleotide messenger RNA. RefSeq lists its product as uncharacterized. Lineage: Eukaryota; Viridiplantae; Streptophyta; Magnoliopsida; Fabales; Fabaceae. The record is from RefSeq and is a predicted model, not a curated record.